Molecule: messenger RNA, 2905 nt
Organism: Trichoplusia ni (cabbage looper)
Lineage: Eukaryota; Metazoa; Arthropoda; Insecta; Lepidoptera; Noctuidae
Product: protein FAN-like
Exons: 13
Coding region: 142-2748 (868 amino acids)
Molecular function (GO): protein binding
Source: RefSeq, a predicted model, not a curated record
ACAGUAAACAAGAGGUGAAAGUUUUAUUUUAUUCUGUGAAGAGCGGUGUGUUUAUAUCUCACGUGCAUAAGAUAAUUGAGAGAAAAUAAGGAUUUUGGGAACAUCAGUUAAAAUAAUAGUAUUCUGUGACGAGUAUCCAAAAUGGAUAGAUCUAGGUUUUCAAUGUUGCUAUUGGAACCUGGAGAGAUUUACUUUGAAGAUUACUCUUGCUCACUGAGUACUGAAAAUAAUGGAAAUGUUAAGCAAGGUCGCUUGAAACUAUGUUCCAAGUCUCUUGUAUUUGAGCCAAGGGAAUGGGUGUACCCCCUUAUCAAGAUGCAGUUUAAAGAUUGUGCUGAUAUAGCUAUAGUUAAUUGUGCCGCUGCAGGCAGUAAUGUUAUCAAAGUGAGGAUGAAAAUGUAUGCAGAAAUGCUUGAGGAGAACAUCUUGGCUCCAUACAAAUUUGUUUAUGAAGACCAGGAUUUCUUUGUAUCCUUUGAUUUUGCAUCAGCUGAUGAGUGCUUGAGUCAGAUGCAGCAGUUACAGAGGGCUGCAACACUACAUGCCCCUGAACACAACAGCAUGAUAGCUACUAUCCUACAUUCAAGAUACAUGAGAAUGGAGUUUGAUCCUGUGAUGAUGGAUGACUUUACUGAGCAGAUAGUGUGUGAGCUCCAGGCUGAGAAGAUCUCCCCACUGGUCAGACAUCAAGGGAAGCUGGCACUUACCCCUACCACAAUAUACUUCCAGCCAUUCAGUAAUGUUGAAAGUAGCCCUAUUCUAAAGUUGAAACUGGGACACCUGCGAAGAUUGUACAAAAGAAGAUUUUUACUAAGGCAAGUUGGGUUGGAAAUAUACAGUUCAGAAGAAAGUUCAGUGCCCCACAUCUAUGUUACAUUCCAAUCUGAAAGGGAUAGAGACAGAAUAUAUAAAAUAUUGGAAGAGUCCCCAAAUGUCCAGCUAGAAAAGGUACACACAGAAGAAAUGACAUUACAAUGGCAGAAUGGGAUUGUAUCCAAUUAUGACUAUUUGAUGUAUUUAAACUGCCUUGCAGAUAGAAGUAAGAAUGAUCUCACACAGUAUCCAGUAUUCCCAUGGGUGGUAGCAGACUACACUUCGGAGACACUAGAUCUGACCAAUCCUGACACUUUCAGAGACCUAGCUAAGCCAAUGGGAGCUCUGAACCCUGACAGAUUGGAUAAAUUGAAGGAAAGGUACCAUGAAAUGAGUGAGCCUAAAUUUUUGUAUGGGUCACAUUAUUCUGCACCAGGCCUCGUAUUAUUUUAUUUAGUUCGAAAAUAUCCUAAAUACAUGCUUUGUUUACAAAACGGUCGAUUCGAUCAUCCUGACAGAAUGUUCAAUUCCGUUAGAGAUGUUUAUAACAAUUGCCUUCGAAAUAUGUCCGAUUUCAAGGAACUAGUUCCCGAGUUUUAUGAUACGGAAGGAAAAGGCGACUUUUUGGUGAACAAAUAUGAAAUAAAUUUCGGUGAGCGUCAUGAUGGGAGUAAAGUCAAUGACGUAGCGUUACCGCCGUGGGCCAAGUCACCUGAAGACUUCGUGGUGAAACUACGGGAAGCUUUAGAGUCAGAGUAUGUCUGUAGACACCUGCACUUGUGGAUUGACCUUAUAUUCGGCUACAGACAGAGAGGCGAAGAAGCCGUGAAGGCCAACAAUGUGUUCCACCACGUGUGCUACGAAGGAGCAGUGAAUCUCGAAUGUGUUUACGAUAUGAACGACAGACACGCAUUGGAAGUACAAAUAAUGGAAUUUGGACAAGUGCCAAAACAGCUUUUCACAAAGCCACACGUCAGAAAAAUAUCGCCGCGAAUUACAAAACCUUUAUCUUAUUUAGAUUGUAAUGACUCGUAUAAAUUGGAUUGUAUUGACGUGUUGCAACUUCAUAAGGAGGCCGUGACAUGCGCUAUUCGGUCGGAAAAUAGGGUUAUAUCCGUUGGCAAAGACGGUACCCUGAAAGUGUAUGACACUGCACUGAAGAAGCAAAUCAGAAGUGUCAUCCUUAGCUCGACUCCACUGAGUUCGUGUGUCAUGGUCGAUAGUAACACAGUCGCCGUCGGUUCCUGGGACAAUGAAAUAUAUUUAUAUGACGUGGAAUACGGCAGAGUAGUGGAGUGUUUCCGGGCUCAUGACGAUUCUGUGAGCUGCUUGCUUUGGCUCGAAAAAGAACGUUUACUAAUAUCUGGCGGAUGGGACGGCGUGGUCCGUGUAUGGGGCAACAUCGGUAGAACCGGGCAAGCUCUCCGCGGACUGAAGGCGGAGUUUGACCACGACGGGAAAGUCACAAGCAUCACUUACAGACGUCGUCGCAACGAGAUCGAUAUAAUAACAGGCACGAGUGACGGCGAGGUGUUCAUUUGGGACUACGGCACUAAGGAUGUGAUGAACAAGAUCAGCGUCCACACGUCAGCUGUCAGCGGGCUGUGCUUCGUGCUCUCCGGGGAUAGAGUGGUAACGACGUGUGAAGACGGCGAUAUGAGGGUUACGGAUUUAAGCGUUCUGGAUUCUGUGUAUCAGAAGCAGCUGGCGGGUCCAGUGACGUCACUAUGCUGGGACGGUACCAACGUGCUGUGGCUGGGCUGCGGCGGCGGCCGCCUGCUGCAGUGGAACAUGCUCACCGUCACGCAGACCAACACCUACUCGGCACACGAUGAUUCUAUCAACAGCGUCUAUUUCGACGAGAUCUCAAAAACACUGAUUACGGCUAGUGAGGACAAAGUCAUCAAGAUCUGGAAAAUAGCUCAAACUUCUUGACGGACACGAGACCCGCUCGCCUGCAGUAUUAUAAAAAUCAUGACAGUUAUAAACUAUCAGACAUUGUGAUAUUCGAACAAUACGUAAAAAAGAUUGUGUAUGUUGUAUAAAAGACAAAAAAAGACUAUGUUCAAUAAAGAUUUAUCGUUUUAUUUAA